Messenger RNA from Lates calcarifer (barramundi perch), 1232 nucleotides. RefSeq lists its product as uncharacterized. NCBI's taxonomy places the organism in Eukaryota, Metazoa, Chordata, Actinopteri, Centropomidae. The transcript is spliced from 6 exons. The record is from RefSeq and is a predicted model, not a curated record. The coding region runs from base 306 to 860 and encodes 184 amino acids. Gene Ontology annotation, cellular component: cytoplasm; membrane.
GACACCACAUGUGCUUCUGACCAGAGAGCUGCACAGUUAACUUUCUGCUGCAGUCUGAACUUCAACACUUCACCCAGCUGGAACAAAACUGUGAUUCCUCUUCAGUGGGCUGAUAAAGGUCUUAUCACGUUUCCUGCAACAGUGGCAGAACUUUGACCCGGUGAGAAAACCUCCCUCGCUUGUAGAUUCACCUCAGCUCCUCCUCCUCCUUGUCCAACAGAACCAAUCAUAAACCAGCUUGUGUCUCUUUGGUCUUGGAAAUUUAAAGAGAGAGUGAGAAAAGCCACGCUAAGAGGUUUUCUAUCAUGAACCGGGCCUGGGCUGUGUUCAAGGCCCACCCCUACAUCAGCAACGUCCUGGGAUACACAACUCUGUUUGCCUCUGCUGACGUGAUACAGCAGAGUGUGCUGGGUGGGAAACAAAAUGCGGGACCCACGUCAGAGGGUUCAGCUGGCAUCGACUGGCGUCAGACAGCUCGAGUGGCCACUGUCGGUUUCUGUUUCCAUGCCAACUUCAACUACCACUGGCUCAGGUGGUUGGAGAGGUUGCUGCCGGGGGGCGGAGUGAAGGCAGUGACGGGGAAAGUUGUAGUGGAUCAACUGGUCGCGGCUCCUCUGACCAUCAGUGCCUUUUAUAUUGGUUUAAGUUUGCUAGAAAACAAAGAUGACCCACUUGAAGACUGGAGACAGAAAUUCUGGACAUCUUAUAAGGCUGGAGUGGUAUACUGGUCAACAAUGCAGGCAGUGAACUUUGCCCUGGUUCCCCCUGUGGCACGGACAGCUUUUCUGGGAGGCAUCGCAUUGACUUUCACAAUCUUCCUGUGCCACCUCAGACAGCAGCGUGACCACAAACUCAAAUAAACCCAAAAUCAUCAGCUUCAUGAUGCACGUUUUUUGUAACAUAAUGACCGUAGAUGAGGCUUAUUUAAGGGCAGAGUUAAGUUGCAGAGUCAGUAGGUUUAAUGAGGAAACUGGGGGAGGAUUUCUGAAUAAGACAAAGACCUCAUCUCUGUGAAUCAGCGCCUGUGGGUUUGUGAUGGGUCUCUAUCUUGUUUCAACUUCCUUGUCUCUUACGUGACUGUAUGCAUAUGUAAACUGUGAUGCAACAGUCUCUGAGUUAAGUCUGAGCAGAGCUCUUAAACCUCUCAGUGUUUCAGUCUGUCAUUCUGGCCUAAGUUUGUUGUUGUUGUUGUCAUACAUUUUUAAAUAAAGGUUUAAAAGGUCUUGUUUACA